AUGGCCCAGUCCCUGUGCCCACAGCUCUCCGAGUCCUGGGUACUGCCCGCGUGCUGGGGCGCAGCUCAGCCGCCUCCGCCUUCCGACACCGGCUGCAGCUGCUCCCCCGCCUCGUCCCCGAACUCCUGGGGCAGCGCCGCGGUCUGCAGCCCCGUGCCGAGCCGCGGGCGGCCCGGCGCCCACGCAGCCCCUCGCGCCAGGAGGCGCGGCGCCCGGAGCAGCCGCCUGGGCGUCGGGCAGCGGCAGAGCGCCAGCGAGCGAGAGAAGCUGCGCAUGCGCACGCUCGCCCGCGCCCUGCACGAGCUGCGCCGCUUCCUGCCGCCGUCCGUGGCGCCCGCCGGCCAGAGCCUGACCAAGAUCGAGACGCUGCGCCUGGCCAUCCGCUACAUCGGCCACCUGUCGGCCGUGCUGGGCCUCAGCGAGGAGAGCCUGCGGUGCCGACGACGCGGCGACGCGGUGGUCCCUCGGGGCUGCCCGCUCUGCCUCGACUGCGGCCCUGCGCAGGCGCAGGCGCGCGGGCCGGGCUCCAGCUCAGCAGUCCCCGCCGCGGGGGCCUGGGGGUCCCCGCCCGCCUGUCCCGGAGCCCCAGCGGUGCCCGCGCCGGUGCUUUACGACGAGGCGGCGUGCCCAGAAGCGUUGGCGUCGGGGCUGGACCCCUCGUCUCCGCUCUUUCCCGGCCACGUGCUGCCCCAGCUGGACACCUGGAUGCCCCUUUCGCCCCUGGAGUGGCCACUGGCCUGAAUAGUUGAAGUGACGCCUGACGAACAAGGAGUGCCUGGUCUGUGAGCACUGUGGCCUUGUUGGCCUCAGCACCUUGGAAGGGGUUCCUCUGAGACCCCCUGCCGUGGCCGGGGGCACCGAGCUAACCUGACUUGGGCAUCCCCUCGGGUGAGAACCUGUCCCCGCAGGACAACCCACCCCAGCCCCUCUCGCCGUGGGACCCACAGAGCAGACACUUUGAGGCAGUCAGGAAGCUCUGUUUAGUAUGUAUUUAUUUAUUUGUGAAUAAACUGCUGUUGUCGAUUGGCAAGUUCUUUUUUGCGGCGACGUGAAGCGCUCUCCCUCUCCUCCAGAGGAGGUUGUAGGGGAGUUAGGAGGGCUUCUUGCAGUCUGCAGCCCCCGGAGCACGCCGCCUGGUUUCGCUUUGCCCCCAGGUUCCACCUCGCCCCCCCAGCACCUCCUGUUCAGCCUGGAACCAGAAGGCGCUUCACUGGGGAAAGUGGCAGAAAAUGGAGACUGUCUCUCUUCUUUGAACCUGUUGUGGGGCUGGAAAAAAAUCAGAGUAUCUCCAGAAAGUACAUCUCCAUCAGUACUUAUUGUAUCAGAUCCUUUACAUACUUUAUACCCAAAUAACCAUGUUGCAGAAGCCUAAACCCAGGACCAACACUCCAGCCCUGGUAGGAUUCAUCAGCUCCAUUCAUUCUGAGGUGGAGGAGGCACUACCACCUCCAAGGGGCCGUUUCUCUGUCCCGAGUCCCGGUUCCCUUGCGCUGGUGCAUCCUGGCCUGGACCCUGGGGCUGUCCCGUCUCCCUUCCCUCAGGGUUCCCUCCCAGGUGGUUUAGGAACAUAAAAUAUCGUCAGUGCCACAGUCCUGAGUUUACAGAAAUGUGACCUCCCAGAGGCCCAGGGGAAGUGACAGACCCCUCGGGCUGCACCCAAGUCCCUAUUGUUGACCUAGAACCAGGCCCAGCUGCACACUCCUCUCUACACUGGCUGGGCUCAGAUUAGGGGAGGGAUGUGUGGGGAGAGGGGCCUUAAGCCCAGGAACCUGACUUGGGUUUGGGGGGCCAUGGUGAGCAGCUGGGCCUGGUGGGUGAGGUGGGCAAGGGGGCAUAUUCUUUCUCUCCAAGGGUUGUCAGCCUCUGGGGCUGCCUAGUUCUGCCCCCCAACCCCCCUGGGCUGCUUUGAAACACAGGCCUUGUUUGUAUUUUUUCUGUUUUGUUUUAAUAAGUUUAUGGAGAUAAAAUUUACAGCCUUUUAAAGUAUAUUUGCAUGGUUUUCUUUUUUUUUAAAGAUUUUAUUUAUCUUUAGAGGGGACAGGAAGGAGAGAGGGAGAGAAAUAUCAAUGUGUGGUUGCCUCUCAUGCGUCCCCUGCUGGGAACUGGCCUGCAACCCAGGCAUGUGCUCUGACUGGGAAUCAAACCACGACCCCUUAGUUUGCAGGCCCGCACUCAAUCCACUGAGCUACACCAGCCAGGGCUGCAUGAUUUUCAUAGGCUCGUACAGUCAUGCAAGCAUCACCACUCAUUUUAGAACAUUUUUGUCACCUCCCAAAAGGAAACCCUCUGAAACUUAAUAUAAUCUAAUGAAGCAACGUUACCCCAGUAAAUUCAGAGGAAACCAUUUCCAUUAGCAGUCACUCCCCACUGUUCUACUCCUGCACCCCCAACCCCAGCUCACUAUCCUAUUUGCUGGCUAUGCAUUUGCCUGUUACGAAUAUUUCAUGUGAAGAGAUCAUACCAUAUAUAUGGGGCCUUUUGUGUUUGUUUUUUUC
Artibeus jamaicensis (Jamaican fruit-eating bat) is the source of this 2495-nucleotide messenger RNA. RefSeq names its product mesoderm posterior bHLH transcription factor 1 (gene MESP1). The record is from RefSeq and is a predicted model, not a curated record. Gene Ontology annotation, biological process: mesoderm formation; somite rostral/caudal axis specification; heart morphogenesis. Gene Ontology annotation, cellular component: nucleus. NCBI's taxonomy places the organism in Eukaryota, Metazoa, Chordata, Mammalia, Chiroptera, Phyllostomidae. The coding region runs from base 1 to 741 and encodes 246 amino acids. The transcript has 2 exons. Gene Ontology annotation, molecular function: RNA polymerase II cis-regulatory region sequence-specific DNA binding; DNA-binding transcription factor activity, RNA polymerase II-specific; protein dimerization activity.